Molecule: messenger RNA, 1275 nt
Organism: Malania oleifera
Lineage: Eukaryota; Viridiplantae; Streptophyta; Magnoliopsida; Santalales; Ximeniaceae
Product: cationic peroxidase 1-like
Exons: 3
Coding region: 110-1105 (331 amino acids)
Biological process (GO): hydrogen peroxide catabolic process; response to oxidative stress
Molecular function (GO): peroxidase activity; heme binding
Source: RefSeq, a predicted model, not a curated record
UACAGGAUGGUUCUCUCCACCCUAACCCACCACUGAGCCAGUUGCAGCCUUCUUCUUCUUCUUCUUCUUCUUCUUCUUCUGAUACUGAGCCAUUGUUAACCAAGUGGCAAUGGCAGCUUUCUCCUACUCUCUUUCAGUUUCCCCCUGCAAUAUUAGCUUCAGAUAUGGCUUCGGUGUCUCACUGUUAUUGUGGUGUGUGGUGGGAAUGGCCUCAGCUCAGCUGUCGGGCCAGAACUUCUACAACACAACGUGUCCAAACGCCCUCUCUAUUAUCAGAUCCGCAGUGAACACAGCUAUUCAGAAUGAGGCUCGCAUGGGGGCUUCUUUGCUUCGCCUUCAUUUCCAUGAUUGCUUUGUCCAAGGAUGUGACGCAUCAGUGUUGUUGGACGACACCGCAAAUUUUACGGGAGAGAAGACAGCGGCUCCCAAUUUGAAUUCUUUGAGAGGAUUCGAUGUCGUUGACACAAUUAAAUCUCAAUUAGAGAGCUCUUGUCCCGGUGUUGUUUCAUGUGCCGACCUCUUAGCAGUUGCUGCUCGCGAUUCUGUUGUCAUUUUGGGUGGACCCAGUUGGACGGUCCAACUAGGAAGAAGAGACUCGACGACGGCGAGCCUUGCCCUUGCCAACACCGACAUCCCGGCGCCGACGCUGAACCUCAGCGGCCUCCUCACUUCCUUCUCCAACAAAGGCUUAAACGCCCAAGAACUAGUAGCUCUCUCCGGCGCCCACACCAUCGGCCUCGCCCGCUGCACAACCUUCCGCGCCCGCAUCUACAACGAGACCAACAUCAACGCCACCUUCGCGGCGUCGCUGCGCUCCAACUGCCCCGCGUCCGGCGGCGACAACAACACCUCCCCGCUCGACGCCACCAGUCCCACGACCUUUGAUAACGCCUACUACCUGAAUCUGCAGGGCCUGAGGGGGUUGCUUCACUCCGACCAGCAGCUCUUCAACAAUGGCUCCACGGAUUCUCAAGUCAACACUUACGGCUCCAACCAAGGAACAUUCUUUACGGACUUCGCCAACGCCAUAAUCAAGAUGGGAGCUCUCAGCCCUCUGACCGGCACCAGCGGCCGGAUCAGGACCAACUGCAGGAGAAUCAACUAAUCUCAUCUACCGGCCCGCGCACCACGCUCGUUUGCUUGAAUAAAUUUAUUAGUAUUCAAAAAAAUUUAUGUGUUCAUUUUUUUGGCGCUUUCAUUUUGGUUGAUUUUGGUAGUGCUUUGGUUCGGUGAGUAGCAAAAGAAGAAAUAAAGACAUUUUGCUCCUUUAUUUUA